Messenger RNA from Alosa alosa (allis shad), 1092 nucleotides. RefSeq names its product peroxisomal membrane protein 2 (gene pxmp2). The record is from RefSeq and is a predicted model, not a curated record. The transcript is spliced from 5 exons. Lineage: Eukaryota; Metazoa; Chordata; Actinopteri; Clupeiformes; Clupeidae. The coding region runs from base 155 to 739 and encodes 194 amino acids. Gene Ontology annotation, cellular component: cytoplasm; membrane.
UCUUUCGCAAGUCAUGUGCACCCUGCCAAUCGAAGGCUGCAGCUUGGCUAUAAUUGGUUGCAGUGGGAACUGGCUGCAUUGUCUCCACCAGCCACUGGUCUAGAGUUGGGCUGUGCAUAAAACCCACUUCAAUCACACGGGAGAAUUGUCGAAGAUGCCUAACCAAAGUUUUCCGGUCGCCAAAACAGCUUUUCCAACACGACUGUUGCAGCAGUACGCAAAUUUACUGAGGCUGUACCCAGUCAUCACCAAGUCUGUGACAAGUGGCAUAUUGUCAGCCUUUGGCAACCUAUUGUCACAAGGCCUGGAGGCAAGAAAAAAGUCCAAAGAAGGUGUUCCAGUCAGGGUCCUAAAUCGUGGUGGACUAUUUCAUUAUGCUCUUUAUGGAUUGUGUGUGACUGGUCCUGUGAGCCACUACUAUUACCAGCUGGUAGAGUUACUGUUGCCUGCCUCUGUGCCAUUCUGCAUGAUUAAGAGACUCCUAUUGGACCGGCUCAUCUUUGCUCCAGCUUUCCUGUUGCUUUUCUUCUCUGUAAUGACAAUUUUGGAGGGCAAGACAAGACAGGACCUGAAGGAUAAAAUGACAAAGACUUAUUGGCCUGCACUGAAGAUGAACUGGUGGAUAUGGACUCCAUUCCAGUUUCUUAACAUCAACUUUGUACCUGUGCAGUUUCGAGUACUCUUUGCCAAUAUGGUAGCGUUUUUUUGGUAUGCAUAUUUGGCAUCUGUCAGAAAGUGAGCAAGUUUUCCAACUGUACUUCCUUCUCCUUACACCACUCUGCCCUUGGAACUGCUUCUUCAGUGCCAUGUUUUUUCUUCUGAAGACAAUUUGAGUCUUGAAACUGAUCUAUUACUGUGUGGCUCUGUCUGAUAAGAUUGUAACUUGAAUGGUAUCUGUACUUUGUCAGAAAAUCUGCAUAGAUUGUAAAUUGCAGUAAAUUGCAUACAUUUCUACAACAUAACACUAACAGCUUGCAUACAUGCAUACGUGUAUGGCUAUGUUGUCCAAAGUGAAAAUAGUCUACCUUGUGAUUGCGAAUUGACUUCUCAAAAGUAUGUAAUUGUUGUGAUUUCAGUAAAUGUCUUUUGUCA